This is a messenger RNA of Diabrotica virgifera virgifera (western corn rootworm), 8738 nucleotides long. Its product is annotated as zinc finger protein OZF-like. Bases 128 to 1771 code for a protein of 547 amino acids. Gene Ontology annotation, biological process: regulation of cytokine production; regulation of immune system process; negative regulation of transcription by RNA polymerase II. The transcript has 2 exons. NCBI's taxonomy places the organism in Eukaryota, Metazoa, Arthropoda, Insecta, Coleoptera, Chrysomelidae. The record is from RefSeq and is a predicted model, not a curated record.
CUAUUGACAGUUCAUUGGCUACAACACAUGAACACAUCAUUAUUUUGAAUUGAUGUUUUUCUCUUGGUAGUAAUUUGUAGUUUUUUCACUUUCACUGUAAAAUUGUUAUUGAAAUAUAUAAAAUCAAAUGGAUAUAAAACAAGAGGUUACUGAGGAGAUGAGUGAAGUAGAAAUAUAUAAUAAUGUGCUGGAUGAUGGCUUCUUCAAUAAAGACUGUAAAAUUGAAAUAAAGGAGGAAUGCAAGAAAGAAAGCAUACAGGAUACAUUUGUUUAUUCAGACUUACAACAAUUCUUCACAAAGAUUGAAGUAGAUUCAGAUGAAAGUAAACUGGGACCAGUUGAAGAAAUAGAUGAAAAAGGUUGUCCGGAGGACGAGAAGAAAAAACUGACAAUUGUAAAAACAACAGAGCAAUCAUCUCCUACGGAAAAUUAUGUGAUUCGACAGCACGAAGAGAGUACAUUAAAUGAAAACAUAAAAAUUCAAACUGAACAAGAACUGUUCGAAUGUGAAUUUUGUAGUAAGCAGUUUACUGCACCAAGUAGUUUAAAAAUACAUUUGAGGGUGCACACUGGUGAAAAACCUUACAAGUGUGAAAUUUGUUCUAAGCAAUUUAGUCUUAAUGGAAAUUUGAAAAAGCAUUUGAGAGUGCACACUGGUGAAAAACCUCACGAGUGUGAAAUUUGUUCUAAGCAAUUUACUCAAGAAGGAAGUUUGAAAGGACAUUUAAAGAUACACACUGGAGAAAAGCCUUACAAGUGUGACAUUUGUUUAAAGCCGUUUAUGACUACAGGUCAUUUGAAAAGACAUUUGAGAGUGCACACUGAGGGGGAGUGCACCCCUAGUGUGAGGGGUGGAUUUUACAAGUGUGAAAUUUGUUUUAGACAGUUUAAGGACUUAGCUAAAUUUAAAGUCCAUUUAAGAGUACACACUGGAGAAACGCCGUACAAGUGCGAAAUAUGCUUUAAGCAGUUCUCUGUUAAAGGUAACUUGACAACACAUUUGCUGACGCACUCUGAAGAAAAACCCUACAAGUGUGAAAUUUCUGCUAAAGAGUUUUCUCAAAAAUGUUAUUUGAAAACGCAUUCGUUGAUACAUACUGGACAAAAAUCUUGUAAAUGUGAAAUUUGUUUCAAGGGGUUUUAUAGCGUAGGCAUAUUGAAUAAACAUAUGAGAAUGCACACUGGAGAAAGGCCUUUCAAAUGUAAAAUUUGUUCUAAGCAAUUUUCUCACAAACAGUCUUUAAAUAAUCAUUUGAAAUUGCAUUCUGGAGAAAAACCAUACAAGUGUGAAAUCUGUUCCAAGCAGUUUAGUACAAUUAAAAAUUUGAAAAGCCAUAUGAAAGUGCACACUUCACUGUACAAGUGUGAAAUUUGUUUUAAGCAAUUUAGUCAAGAGGGAAGUUUGAAAAGGCAUUUAAGGGUACACACUGGGGAAAAACCUUAUAAGUGUGAAAUUUGUUUUAAGCAAUUUAGUCAAGAGGGAAGUUUGAAAACGCAUUUAAGGGUACACACUGGGGAAAAACCUUAUAAGUGUGAAAUUUGUUUUAAGCAAUUUAGUCAAGAGGGAAGUUUGAAAACGCAUUUAAGGGUACACACUGGGGAAAAACCUUAUAAGUGUGAAAUUUGUUUUAAGCAAUUUAGUCAAGAGGGAAGUUUGAAAACGCAUUUAAGGGUACACACUGGGGAAAAACCUUAUAAGUGUGAAAUUUGUUUUGAACAAUUUAGUCAAGAGGGAAGAUUGAAAAGGCAUUUAAGGGUACACACUGGAUAAAACUUUACAAGUGUGAAAUAUGUUUUAAGCAGCUUAGCAUCGUAGAUAAAUUGAAAAUUCAUUUGAGAAACAAUUGUGCAUUUAAUGAUAGAAGCAUAUAAUUUGGACCACAUAUACUACACAUAUAAAGGUUUAAAUUCAGAUACGAGGCCAUCUCACAUUUUGUCUUUUACAAAAACAGAGACAAUAAGAGAGAUAACUAAACAGGAACCAAUAACGAAUAAAAUAAUAAAGAGACAAUUAAACUGGUAUGGACAUCUGAUGAGAAUGAAACCUAGUAGACUAACAAGGAAAAUUCACGAAACAAGGAAUAUUACAAAAAAGAAAAAAAGCAGGCUGAGGAAAAACUGGAUACAGCAAAUAGUAGAAGUAGGAAAAAUUAAACAGAAAACGCUAGAAGAAAUGAAACGAAUACCACAAGACCGAAAAGAAUGGAAGAGAUGGGUGAAUAUGUAGCUAAAUUAAACCCAAAUCCGACACCUGAAAGGGUAUAAGGAAGGGGAGAAAGAAAGAAAGACAAAAAUGGCAACAAAACGUCCGAUUUCAACCAAAUUUGGUAUAUAGGUUCUUUCUUUGAUGAAUAAAAUCAAGGUCUUGAACAGGAAGAAUCGGUUUACCAAAAGUUGUGUUUUUACUGUUUUUUAUGUAAAAAUAUGUUGUUUCUUUUUUCAAUAAUUUCACCCUGUAUUUAUUAAUUUUUCAAAAAAAUAAUACCGCCAUUGAAAAGCGAGUAAAAAUGCUUUUUGCAAAUAUUUUGAAAUUUUUAGUUAUGUUAAUUGUCAUUUAACAAAUGUAUGACGUAUCUUCACAUGUACCUACAUAUUUGCGACAGAUACAUUUUGCAUGCCCGCCAUUUUUGUAAAAGACAAAAUCUGAGAUGGCCAGAUGGCCUCAUAUCAAAAUUUGAAUCUACGUAUGUGUGGUCCAAAUUAUAUGCUUCUACCGUUAAAUUCACAAUAAUUCUUAUAUUAUUUGCACGAAUCUGCCGCACAUUUUAUAGGUACAUGUGAAGAUACGUUAUCAUCAUCAUCAAUGGCGCUACAACUCUUCGUGAGUCUUUGCCGCGUUUACUAUUACCUUCCAUGUUUGUCGGUCCUGUGCCACUAUUUCCCACUGUCGCACUCCCAUUUUCUCUAGAUCUUCUUUGACUGCAUCUUUCCACCUUUUUCUAGGGCGCCCUACAGACCUUCUUCCAUCUGGCCUUUCCCAGAACACAUUGUUUAUAAGGCGAUUGUCGUUACUGCAUAUCACAUGCCUUGCCCAUCUGAGUCUAUUAGCCUUUAUAUAUCUGACUAGAUUUUCUUUUCCGAAUAGAGACUCUAGCUCGUUAUUGUAUCUGCGCCUCCAUUCGUUUGUCGCGCUGUCUCUGCAAGGGCCAUAUAUCAUUCGAAGGAUUUUACGUUCCCACACCAGCAAUUUAUUUACUUCUCUUUUUGUUAGCGUCCAUGUUUCGCUUCCAUACGCGACUGCUCUUCGUAUUAUGGUCUUAUAUAUCUGGAUUUUUGCACCUCUUGAAAGAAGUUUUGACUUCAUUAGAUGUUUCAUUGCAAAGAAAGAUCUGUUUCCUGCCAUUAUUCGCGUUUCAACUUCUCGCUCUAAUUUGUUGUCAUUUGUGAUUGUUGCUCCCAGAUAUUUAAAUUCUUUAACCACUUCGAAGUUGUGAUCGUUUAUAGUAAUGUUUUGCCUUAUUCGCCGUCGUUCUUGUUUUGAGACGACCAUGUAUUUUGUUUUGUCUUCAUUUAUUUUUAGACCGAUAUUUAAUGCAGCUUCUUCAAAGCUCGAGAAAAUAUCCUUAAUUUCUAAUGUUGAUUGUGCUACUGCGUCUACGUCAUCAGAAAAGGCGAGUAUGAUUUUUGCUCCCCGAGCAGUUAUGUCUGGUUUGAGUUUUGGAUACAUUUUUCGCAUGACAUAUUCUAAAGCCAGGUUAAACAACAAUGGGGACAACGGAUCUCCCUGUCUUAGUCCAGAAUUUACGCAGAAAGCAUUUGAAAUUUCCCCCCCUAUUCUAACUUGUGCAAAGGAGUUACUUACACACAUUUGUGUUACCGCAGCUAGUUUCUUUGGUACGCCGAGCUCGAUCAUUGCCUUCCAUAAUGUUGCACGAUUAAUUGAAUCAUAAGCCUGUUUGAAGUCUAUAAAGAUCUGAUGAACGUCCUGAUUAUAUUCCCAAUACUUUUCAAGCAUUUGUCUUAUUGUAAAUAUUUGAUCAAUAGUCGAUCUGCCCGGCCUGAAACCACACUGGUAGUCACCAACUAUGUCUUCGGCGUAUGGUAUUAAUCUUGUUAAUAAUAUCGAAGCCAAUAUUUUAUACGUAGUGUUAAUUAGUGAGGUUCCUCUGUAAUUCAUGCAUGAUUCCUUUUUUCCUUUCUUGUGUAUUGGUACAAUAAUACUACCACACCAUUCUUUCGGCAUCAUUUCUUGUUGCCAGGCCCUUUCUAUUAAUUGAUGGAUUUUACUUAUGAGUUCAUGACCGCCUGUUUUAAUUAACUCGGCAUCAAUAUUGUCCAGACCAGGGGAUUUAUCGUUCUUAAGCGUUUUUAUGGCAUGCGUAAUUUCUUCCAUGCUUGGUGGGGGUAUUUCUAAUUCGGCCGUUUGAUACUCAUGUUCUUCGUUGUUUCCACCAUUUUCAUUGUUUUCAUUAGUGAAAUUUUGGAUAUUCAGGAGCUCUUCAAAAUAUUCAGCCCACCUUCCUAUUAUUUUGUUUUCGGCAGCCAGCAUUUCUCCAUUUUUAUCUCUCACGAAGGUUGUCCUUAUAUACGAGCCUCUUUUAUGUUGUCUUACCUCUCUGUAGAAAUUUUUACUUUGGUUGCGUCUGUGUUCUACUACUACUUUUUCAAUUUGUUGUUGUAGAUAUUGUCUCUUUUUUUGCCUAAGUGUUCUUCUAGCUACAGCUCUCUCUCUCUCUGUGGAAUCGUGUACGUUUUUCUUCUGAUGGGUUUGACAGAUAAUCAAUUCUUCUUUUGUUCAUUUCUUUUAGUGUUCUUUCACAUUCCUCGUCGAACCAUUUUUUCUUUUUUGUUUUUUUCGUUCUUCCGAUAGAUUUCUCUGCUGCUUCUGUAAUAGUUGUUUUUAUGGAGUUCCAUCGCUGAUCUACAUCUUCCGUUUCAUUUUCACUUAUUUCCAAAACCUGAAACCUAUUUCUUAAUUCUACUUGGUACUGUUUUUGGUUAUUUUCUUCUUUCAACUUCGCCACAUUCUAUCUUUCGAUCUUUGUGUGUUUAUCUAUUGUUUGUGUUGAAAUUCUUGUUCUGAGCUUGGCCUUUACAAGAAAAUGGUCUGUGUCGCUAUCUGGCCCUCUCAUAGUUCUUACGCUUAUUAUGCUACUAGAAUGUCUCCCAUCAAUCAAUACGUGAUCUAUUUGAUUAUUUGUUCUUCCAUCGUUUGAUCUCCAUAGUGCCUUGUGGAUCUUUUUCCUAUCGAACUGGGUGCUUUUGAUGGCUAAGUUGCAGCCUGUCGCAAAAUCGACCAAACGUGAUCCAUUAUCGUAUGUAGCUUCAUGUAGACUAUAUCUUCCAGCCACCGGUAUUACGUAAUCUUCUGUGCCUACCUUUGCGUUUAGAUCACCUAGUAUUAUUUUAAUAUCGUGGUUAGGAGCUUCUGUGUAUAGUUGAUUUAAAGAGUCGUAGAAUUCAUUUUUAUCGUCCUCUGAUGCGUCUUCGGUUGGUGCAUACACUGAGAAUAUAGUUAAAUUGGACCAUUUGCCUCUUAAUCUUAUGAUGCAGAUUCUUUCAUUUAUUGGUUUAAAGUCUAAUAACUCUGAUUGUAGUCUUUCAUGUAUUACAAAGCCACAUCCUCUUUCAUGUCGAGUUUCAUGUCCAGACCACAGUACUAAUGACUUCUCCAUGUGUAUUGUUCCAGACCCUGUCCAUCUCAUCUCCUGAAUGGCUACUACAUCAUAUCUCAAGUCUUCUAAUUGUUUUAUCUCUGUCGUGGCAAUUCCAGGUCGGUACCAACUUAGUACAUUUCAUGUUCCUAAUAGCAUAUCCUUUGUCCGUAGCUUUCGUCGUUUGUUUUUAUGAUCUGUCCUAUUCCGAGGCAAUAAUAUUCGUUUCGUAGCAAUAUUUUUUUCCAUGUAUGGAUCGCUGGUCCCCCUUUUCGGAGGACCAUGUUCUCCCUUCCUCGUUCGCCCUGACCCUGCCUUCCAUUGAGGUUGCAUUGAGGAUAGAAAUUGAGUAGGAGAGGCUAGAGAUGCUAACUGGAAACAGCAUCUUAUAAUGCACAUCACUACUCCUUUGAACCCCUAUGAAGAUACGUUAUGCAUUUAUUAAUUGGUAAUUAACAUAACUAAAGAUUUCAAAAUAUUUUCUAAAAAAUAUUUUUAUGCUCUCUUCACGCCCGUAUUAACUUUUUAAUUUUUUUUUUUAAUUUGACCAAUUUUUUUUUUUUAAAUAGAGGUCCGUUCUAUCGAGGUUUUACUGUACUUUAUUACCGUAUUAUAAUAUAUUAUAAAAAUAAAUAGGCAGAACGAUGCGCGUUGGUCCAGAAAAAUAAUCUAAUAUUUCAUUUUGUUAAUUUGAAAUAUUUGUUUGUUUUAAGUAGAUGGGAACUGAGAACUAGGACUGAGAGGCUUCGUUCUCAUUUUAAAAGAAAAUAAGUGCUGUUUGGUUACAUUUCGAUACAAUUUCAAAUGAAAAAGCUAAGUGUAAUAUUUGUAAUAACAUUUAUUCUUACAAAAUGGAAGUGUUACCAUUUUACGAAAACAUGAAAAAUAAACACCCCACUAUAGGCAUAAAUGACACAACACGAGAAAAAAAGGAAAAUUGGGCAUAUGGACGAUUUGAUUUGGCAGGAUUUUGAUACAUGUGUAUGUGUACAACAUUUUUGCAUGUGACCAAUCCAAUAGUAGUCGCCAUCUUCGAAAUGAAAAUGUUUUCCGAAGAACCAAACCUUGAAAGAAAAAAUGAUUCUCUCGUUUGGUGGUGCGAAAGACAAAGAGUGGUUUUGCAACUCUGAUAACUUCGUAACCCUGGUAACCUGGUUAACUAAAUUAUCCAAAAAGUAUUUAUGCGUAUGUGCCACUUAUCUGUUCUAAUGCAAACGCAUAUUUUCUAAAGACGGUCAAAUAAUAACCGAACGCAGAAACAGAUUAAAAUCAAAAAAUGUAUAAAAGCUAUUAUUUUUGCAUUGAAGUAAUAAUUUAUAAAAAUAAACAAUUUUUAUUUUGUCGAUUAUAUUUUAUUUUGUAUUUUUCUUUUAUUUUGUUAAAGUAAAGAAGUUUUUAUUAUGUUUAAUAAAAUCACAGUUAACCAAGUUUGGACUAUUUAUUAAUAAUAAUAGCCGAAAACUUUUAGCAUUACCUUUUUUUUGUGUGAAUUUGAUGGCCUUGGCUGCUAAAAAUCUGCUAAAUCCAAACUAAAAGUACAAAUUUCUGAAGAUGUAAGGAGCAUGCAGAAAAAUGACUAUACUAAAUUAGUGUGCCAUUUUAUGACUUUAUUGAUGCCACUUUGAUUAAGAAAUGCAGGAUACUUUUUGGAAAAUUUACAUUUUUAUUGUUUUAUUCGUUUCCAGGAAAAUUUCAAAAAAUGGAUCUCGCAGGUUUUGAUUCUAAAAGCCUCAAUUAAACCUUUAUUGGUGUUUAUCUCAAUACAUAUGUAUAAAAUGUGACAUUCCUUGUUUUUCCCAUGUAAGUACUCGUCAUAUGCAUUUAAUAAAACAUUGUACAAGAAGUUUGUUAUGUAGUUAAUAAUUAAGUUAGUUAAGAAUUAAGUUUUAUGUUUAGUGGAAUGUAAGUUGUCUUUAGUAACGUUUACACGUAUCCAGUAACUGGCGCCAGUCUCACUGGAAUGCGAGUGCUUGACUAAGACAGCGCUGGAUAGGUUCGUUUACACGUAUCCAGUAACUGGUGCCAAUCUUACUGGCACUCUUAUUAAAAAUCCUAAUACGGCCACUGAAACCACAGGUACGACAGCGCCAGCGACUGGAACGCUGUGUUUACACGUGUCUACAACCACUGGCACGGGGUUAGAGGGGACGCGGACGAGUGCCACUGUCACGAAAAAUAGACCAGCCUUCUAUUCGAGACAGCGCUGGCAGACAGCGCUGGACUGGAACAAAAAAGCGUUUACAUGAUGCCAGCACUGUCGUUCCAGUGCGACUGGCGCCAGUUACUGGAUACAUGUAAACGCGCCUAUUAGACAUUACUGUUUGUGUUAGUCUGUAUGCAGCUUAACAAUAAUUAAUCAAAUUUAUAUUUAAACAAUCAAACAUUGUUUAAUUAUGACUCCUAUUGUUAUCAUUUCCUGUUCGUAAAAUAAACGAAAUGUGCAAUUAUAUCAGUCUAAUUUAAAUAUUGUGAAUUAUAAAGGUACUUGACUCUUGAUCGAAAUUCAUAUUUUUUUAUAUACCUCGUAUAAAAUUAAUAAAAUUUGAUAUAUGAUGGUCGCAUCAUAAAUCUUAGACGAUGAAGACGCUUUUUAUGAAGAAUAACUUUUCUUCUUCAAAUUAAAAAUAAAAGAGUUAUAAAUGAAAUUGUUGUUGGUAUUUAUCUAUAAUUUGAAAAAAAUCUUCAAAUAUUUUUUUCCAUUAGAAGGAUGUAAUUGCACAUAUAAGACCAUAAUUUUUUAUUCCAAACAACAUUUCAUAUAUUCGGUUCGCUAAACUCAGACACAGCUGGCUAGUGAUUUUAGUCAGUAAUUUUGCCAAUUGGACAAAAAAAUAAUUACUAAAUAGUUAAUAAUUAGUAAUUUUGCCAAUUUCGCCAAAAUUGGUAAAAAAUUAAAAAAUUACCUACUAAAAUCACUAGCCAGUUGUGUCUGAGUUUAGCGAACCGACUAUAAUACCAAUUUUCAUUUCAUAACAAAUGGAACAGUCCAUUUAUCAUUAGGUGGUUCCAUUAAAGGGGAGGCCGUAUACUCGUAUAAACUUUUGUAAAGUUAUUAGUAAAUUAUUGCUUUCAAAAUAUACUCAAAUUGUAUUUUUGAACAUCUUAUUUAUUUUAUAUAAUAAUUAAAUUCACUAUCAAAUUUCA